GAGGGGGCGCGAGGCGUUGACCCGGAGCCCGAGCAGCACGCGGCUGCCCCGCACCUGCGGCGAUGGAUGCGGAGGGGGCGCUGAACACUUUGCGGGGGGGCGACGCGGCGGCCAUCGAGAGGGUCCUGCGGGAGUACAGCGAAGAGCACAGAGCGACUUUCAAAUUCGAUCUUGCAGAUGAAGAGAAGAGAAAGAAACUUUGUGAAGGGGUCUUCAAGGUCCUGGAGAAGGACAUCCCGACGUCCUGCCAAGUCACCUGCCUGGAAGUCCUCCGCAUCCUUUCCCGAGACAAGAAGGUUCUGGUUCCCGUCACCACCAAGGAGAACAUGCAGAUCCUGAUGCGGCUGGCUAAGCUGGAUGAUUCGGAGGCCUCCCUGGAGGAGGUGGCCCACUUCCCAGUCAUCGUGGAGUCGCUGAAAUGCCUGUGCAACAUAGUGUUCAACAGCCAGAUGGCCCAGAAGCUCAGCCUGGAGCUCAAUCUGGCCGCCAUGCUGUGCAACUUGCUGCGCAAGUGUAAGGACCAGCAGGUCAUCAGCGACAUUAAGUGCUUCGACCUGCGGCUGCUCUUCCUCCUGUCCCUCCUGCACACCGACAUCAGGUCCCAGCUCCGGUACGAGCUGCAGGGGCUGCCCCUGCUCACCCAGGCCCUGGAGAGCGCCUUCAGCAUCAAGUGGACUGAUGAGUACGAGGCGGCCAUCGACCACAACGGGCCGCCCCUGUCCCCGCAGGAGACGGAUUGUGCCAUCGAGGCGCUCAAGGCCCUCUUCAACGUCACGGUGGACAGCUGGAACGUCCACAGUGAGAGCGACUCUCACCAGUUCCGCGUCAUGGCCGCGGUCCUGCGCCACUGCCUACUCACCAUGGGCCCCACUGAAGACAAGACGGAGGAGCUUCACAGCAAUGCAGUCAAUCUUUUAAGCAACGUUCCAGUCUCUUGCUUGGACGUCCUCAUUAGCCCAUUAGCCCAGGACGAAAUUGCCCAGGAGGCAACAACUCUGGAUGAAUCAACCCAAGAAACUGAAACGGGCCAGGAUGAAACAAGAGAAGAAGAAGCCAAUUUGAAAUACAAUACCAUGGUGUACAAUGGCAUGAACAUGGAGGCCAUUCGAGUUCUCCUUGACUUUAUGGAGAAGAGAAUAGACAAGGGAAGCUGCUACCGGGAGGGCCUGACUCCAGUCCUCAGUCUAUUAACUGAAUGUUCCCGAGCUCACCGAAAUAUCCGGAAAUUCAUUAAAGACCAGGUCCUGCCCCCUCUGAGAGACGUGACCAACCGCCCCGAAGUGGGCAGCACCGUGCGGAACAAGCUGGUGCGCCUCAUGACCCACGUCGACCUCGGAGUCAAGCAGAUCGCCGCCGAAUUCCUCUUUGUCCUUUGCAAAGAGAGAGUGGACAGCCUCCUGAAAUACACUGGUUAUGGCAACGCGGCAGGGCUGCUGGCGGCGAGGGGCCUUUUGGCAGGAGGAAGAGGAGACCAUUGGUACUCCGAUGAUGAAGACACGGACACGGAAGAAUACAAGUCUGCAAAGCCCAACAUUAAUCUUAUCACUGGUCAUUUAGAGGAACCCAUGCCAAAUCCCAUAGAUGAAAUGACAGAAGAACAAAAGGAAUACGAGGCCAUGAAACUUGUCAACAUGCUUGAUAAACUUUCCAGAGAGGAGGUGAUUAAGCCCAUGGGUGUGAGGCCGGAUGGAACAAUGGCUCCUUUGGAGGAAACUCUCUGCCAGUACCAAGUCACCAAGGAGAACAGCUCCGACUCCGACUGAACGAAUCACCUGCUCCACUCUCAAUAUCGCUUUCAUCAGCAUCUUUCUCUGUAGCCCCAGGGGGAAAUCUUUUCUCUCCAACAUCUAGGCCCUUGCUUUUUGGCUGGAAGCACAUUAACUGGUUUACUUCUUCAGCGUCCGGGAUACUGAAAGGGGUGAUUCUGUGGGAUUUGCAAUAUUGAAACUGAGGCUCGGAACGGUCAGAAUGUCAGUAGGGUGCCGUUUACCCAAGGGCUGGGGGGGAGGUGAGGGAGGGAAACGGGGAGGGGGGGUUGAUGUGUAGGGAUAAAAAAAAUUAUUGCAUUUCAUGAGGAUGGGACGGAACAUUUGGUCCGCCGGGGCCCCUGGUCAGAAAGGAUGGCGCCGUCCAUCCGCCCGGAUGGACAAGCGCCCCCUCCCACGCUCCUCGGAAAGAUGGCGUCGGAUGAAGACCGAAUCACGUGACGGAUGGCGUGUCCUGCCUGAUUAGGGGAAGCCAGAGCAGCUGCUUCGUGGCCCCGGUAUCAUCUCACCACUUAUCAUGUCUCAAUUAUAUUUAAAGCUAUCAUAUGAAUAUAUAUGUAUACACACACAUGCACGCAAUUGCACAGAGGCUGCCCCCAACCAGCAUUUCUUCUCCAAGCUCAUUGUUUGAACUCAGAAUGCAAUUUCCCAUAGACCGGUCAUUAUGCAUGGUGGUUAGGUUCCUAGAUCAGCCUAAAAAAAAAAACAAAAAACAACCCUAUUUAAUCCCCCAACUCUAUUUAACCUACAGUGUCCCUGAUGUGUUGUAUAUAAUAAUAGAAUAGUCUCUAGCUGAUAUUGCCCCUAUGGGGAAUAGGCAUUCUGAGUUCCAAAUUGGGUGGUCUAGGAUACCGGCCCAUCGCCCCAGCAGCGGCCAUGAGACUGGGGUCUCUGACAGCGAGAGCUGCUUCGGGGUGGGAAGGAUAGGGGAGACCGGCUUUGGGGGCUGCGAAAGCCCAGGGCUUGGGCCUAAGUGGGGUCUUGGUCAGUUGGAGGCUGCCUCUCUGUGUCUAUGUGUCUCUAGAGAUCCAUUCAUUACCGUACAUAAUCAGGUUGUUAAUGGUAACUUUAUAUAUUUAAAAAAACAAAAAAAGAUUAAGACCACAAAAUUGUUGGUUUCUGCUAAUUUUGUUAGGGAUGUUCAUUUUUAUUUUUAGAGUGUGUCAGGAUUUUAGGACCGAAGGGUAGAAAAAUGAAUCAUGUCAUAGAAAGAGGGACCUACUAAAUUAAGUCAGAAGGAGUUUGGUUUCCUUUUUAUACAUAUAUAGAUAAUGUGCUUAACCACUGCCUUUUAAAACUUUAAAUUAAAUAAAAUAUUGGGGUUGAUUCA
Messenger RNA from Antechinus flavipes (yellow-footed antechinus), 3096 nucleotides. RefSeq names its product RIC8 guanine nucleotide exchange factor B (gene RIC8B). Gene Ontology annotation, biological process: G protein-coupled receptor signaling pathway. Gene Ontology annotation, molecular function: guanyl-nucleotide exchange factor activity; G-protein alpha-subunit binding. The transcript has 10 exons. The record is from RefSeq and is a predicted model, not a curated record. The coding region runs from base 63 to 1763 and encodes 566 amino acids. Lineage: Eukaryota; Metazoa; Chordata; Mammalia; Dasyuromorphia; Dasyuridae. Gene Ontology annotation, cellular component: cytoplasm; plasma membrane.